Messenger RNA from Brassica napus (rape), 784 nucleotides. Its product is annotated as small RNA-binding protein 11, chloroplastic. The transcript has 4 exons. Gene Ontology annotation, molecular function: RNA binding. Bases 96 to 536 code for a protein of 146 amino acids. The record is from RefSeq and is a predicted model, not a curated record. Lineage: Eukaryota; Viridiplantae; Streptophyta; Magnoliopsida; Brassicales; Brassicaceae.
AAUUUAAUCGUUUGAAGUAUGGGCUUAUAUAGGCCCAAAAUGCCCGAUUCAUAAGUUUCCACACAUGCUUCUUCUCUCCUCGCGGCAUCAUUUCAAUGGCGGCGCUCGCAAGGAUCGGUGGCCGGUACUUAAAAUCCGUCGGCGUAACUAACGCUUCCUCCUCAUGUUUCCUCACUCAACGCCGUGGAGUUGCCACUAAACUCUUCGUUGGCGGAUUAUCGUUUUACACUACCGAGCAGGGAUUGUCAGAGGCAUUUUCCCAAUGUGGUCAAGUUGUUGAAGCUCAAAUAGUGAUGGAUAGAGUCUCUGAUAGAUCCAAAGGGUUCGGUUUUGUGACGUUUGCUUCUGAUGACGAUGCGAGGAAGGCUUUGAUGGAGUUUAAUGGACAGCAAUUAAACGGUCGUGUAAUAUUUGUGGACUACGCUAAGGCGAAGCAAACUUUUGGUGGCGGUGGUGGUGGCUUACCAAUAGCAAGAGGGCCGCCUAGGCCAGGGGAAGCAGCUGCAACAACAUCUGAGCCAUUUAACAUCGAGUAACCGAAUCGAGCAACUGUUGUUUGUAAGAGACAUGAGCAAAGCUUUGGGACACUUGCUCUUGUUUCAUUUCAUGAUCUCUGAAUCUUUUGUUAAAGCAGAAGUAGUUAUCACUACAAAACUUUCAACUCUUAAAUGGAUCUUAUACUCGUAGGAUGUGUAUAUAUCGCUUUUUAUUACAGAUGAUGAUCAAUAAUGUUUCCAGACCGGUAUGAUCUGUUUCAGUUUCAGUUUCAGUUUCAGAACUUCUA